AUGUUCGCCAUCCUUCUCGGUGUCGCGGUGGCAUUGUUCUUCGCUUAUCUCAUCAAUGAAUUCCGUCGGCCGGCCAAUUAUCCACCGGGUCCUCAAUGGCUUCCGGUGGUGGGAAACACCCCGUACAUAAGAAAACUCGCGCGACAGUACGGUGGCCAGCACAAGGUGUUCGAACUGCUCGGCAAAUCCUACAACAGUGACGUGAUAGGGCUAAAGCUCGGCCGCGAGUACGUAGUCGUCGCUCUCAACUACCCAGCCGUCAAUGAAGUCCACCGAAACGACGUCUUUGCUGGGCGACCCGACAACUUCUUCAUACGCCUGCGCACGAUGGGAACAAGGCUCGGCGUUACAUGCACCGAUGGACCGUUUUGGGCGGAACAUCGCAGCUUCGUGACACGUCACCUUCGCCAAACGGGCUACGGUAGGCAACCGAUGCAGCUGCAGAUACAGAACGAGCUAAACGAGCUGGUGGACGUGAUACGCGAACGCCACGGCCAACCGAUCUGGCCCGGUAGCAUCCUUUCGACGGGUGUCAUCAACGUACUGUGGACGUUCGUAACCGGAACGCGAAUUCCGCGCGAUGACAAUCGUCUCCAGCGGUUGCUUCAGCUGCUGCAGGAUCGUUCAAAAGCGUUCGACAUGUCUGGUGGGGUGUUGAGUCAACUUCCUUGGUUGCGAUUCUUCGCUCCCGAGUGGACCGGGUAUGAUCUGUUGCGUCGGUUCAACACCGAAUUGAACGAAUUCUUCGCACCUACGAUCGCCAAUCACCAUCGAAACUUUAGUGAGGAAAAAGCAAAUGACGAUCUUAUCUACGGCUAUAUCAGUGAGAUGCGAGAGCGUAAGGACGACCCCGAGAGCACAUUCACAGACUUGCAGCUAACGAUGAUCAUCCUCGACAUCUUCAUUGCGGGUGGUCAAACGACAAGUACCACGCUCGAUCUCGCCUUCAUGAUGAUGAUCAUCCGACCGGACAUUCAGGCUCGCGUUCGUGAGGAGAUCGACCAGAAGCUCGGUGUGGAUGAGCUGCCACAGCAAACGGAUCGUUCUCAGCUACCGUACACGGACGCGUUCCUGCUCGAGGUGCAACGAUUCUUCCACAUCGUGCCCGUCAGUGGACCUCGCCGGACAUUGGCGGACUGUACGCUCGGUGGAUACCGAGUGCCCAAGAACACCACGGUGCUGAUUGGCCUUCGAACCGUCCACAUGGAUCCGGAGUACUGGGGCGAUCCGGAGGUGUUCCGUCCAGAGCGGUUCCUCGAUGACAGCCAGAAGGAAUCCGCGGCUAAAGCGCACCUGCACUCAGAUCGGCUGAUGUUUUUUGGCAUCGGUAAGCGUCGCUGCUUGGGCGAGGUGUUGGCCCGGGCUUGCUUGUUCACGUUCUUCGUGGGGGUGAUGCAGAAGUUCGAGCUACUUAAACCUACCAAUGGAAACCGCGAGAUGGAACCGUCGAUCGUGCUGCGGCCGGGUAUAACACUCUCACCGAAGCCUUAUGAGGUGGUCUUUCGUCCUCGAUUUUGAGAUGAACUCGAGACGCUGGACGUUGUUUAAUACAAUCUCUCUUAACCUACAUUCGUAGAACGCACGAUCACUCGAUCGAUCUAAUGGGGAACUUGUGCAAU
Messenger RNA from Anopheles nili, 1619 nucleotides. Its product is annotated as probable cytochrome P450 305a1. Gene Ontology annotation, biological process: xenobiotic metabolic process. Gene Ontology annotation, cellular component: intracellular membrane-bounded organelle; cytoplasm. The coding region runs from base 1 to 1518 and encodes 505 amino acids. Gene Ontology annotation, molecular function: oxidoreductase activity, acting on paired donors, with incorporation or reduction of molecular oxygen, reduced flavin or flavoprotein as one donor, and incorporation of one atom of oxygen; heme binding; iron ion binding. The record is from RefSeq and is a predicted model, not a curated record. The transcript has 3 exons. Lineage: Eukaryota; Metazoa; Arthropoda; Insecta; Diptera; Culicidae.